CGCUGUGUCACAUCCUGGAGGAAUGUGUCUGUUGGUGAGGGACUGUUUUUGAGAGACACGCAGCGAUCGCAAAGACUUGUUUUCCCUUUCAAAGAACACGGUCAAUUUCACACGUCCUCCUCCACACGCACCAAGGGCAAACCCCUCGCUCAGUCAGCGACGCUCAGUCAGCGACGCCGAGCAUUCCACCGCAUUCCAGCCACUCACCACUCGCCAACCACGCCAGCCAGCAGCCAGCAGCAGCAGCAGCAGCAGCUCGUUCUGCACAUGAGAAGCUGAGACAAUGGCAACGCACAACACCACCCAGCGUCUCCUCCGGGAACUGAAGGACUACACCAACAACCCCAAUGAAGCUCUUCUGCAUCUCGGGCCCAUCGAAGAGGAUGAUCUCCUCCACUGGGAAGCCGUCCUGAAAGGUGUGAAGGGCACUCCAUACGAAGGCGGCCUCUGGUCCCUCCACAUCACCAUUCCCCCAUCCUACCCGCUUACCCCGCCCACCAUCCGCUUCACCACCCGCAUCAGCCACCCCAACAUCUCCUUCACCACCGGCGAGAUCUGCCUCACCCUCCUGACGACCGAGCACUGGAGCCCCGUCUACACCCUCUCCUCGACCCUCACCGCCAUCCACCAGCUGCUGACGGAUCCGCGCCCGGAAUCGCCGCUUAACGUCGACGUCGCCGCCCUGCUGCGCGACGGCGAUAUCCCCGCGUGGGAGAGUGUGGUGCGGUUCUGGACGGAGGAGGAGCGGUGGGUGCCGAAAUAGACAAUAUACCGCGUGGACUGAGGGAGGUCGUUUGGGGUAUAUACUCGUUGGUCAGGAGGUGAGAGGCUAGGUUGAAGGAUCGCACCAUGCAAACCGAGAUGCGGCGCGUCUUUAUGGAUCAUCAAACCGUGUCCGUUCCGGGUGAGGGGACACAAAGAGAUAAGAGGGAGGGGAUUAUCACCAUGUCUAUACCUACAUCUACACCUAUCUAUACUGUUGUUUAUUAUUGGGUAGGUUUGUACAGAGCUAGCUACGAAGGUAUCUAGCUAGCCUACCCAUCACGUGCAAAGUGACAGCAAGCAAGUAGGGCAAGUCAUGUCACCAGAUUAGAGCCAUGUUGUUACGUUCAGAAUACCCAUU
Aspergillus fijiensis CBS 313.89 is the source of this 1123-nucleotide messenger RNA. RefSeq names its product putative ubiquitin conjugating enzyme (UbcJ) (gene pex4). The transcript is spliced from 2 exons. Bases 284 to 763 code for a protein of 159 amino acids. Lineage: Eukaryota; Fungi; Ascomycota; Eurotiomycetes; Eurotiales; Aspergillaceae. The record is from RefSeq and is a predicted model, not a curated record.